Molecule: messenger RNA, 2220 nt
Organism: Gastrolobium bilobum
Lineage: Eukaryota; Viridiplantae; Streptophyta; Magnoliopsida; Fabales; Fabaceae
Exons: 4
Coding region: 1-2220 (739 amino acids)
Source: RefSeq, a predicted model, not a curated record
AUGGCCGACAACAACGUACUUCAGAAUCCUCGAAGGACGUUGGGAGAUUACAUGACUCCAACCCGAGUACCGCAGACGGCAAGCAUCGUUAGACUAGCCAUGGAUGCUAACAACGUAAUUCAAAAAGAUCAGUUCGCUGGAGGAAGCACCAAAGACCCGUAUACUCAUCUAGAAAAAAAUUUACUAUACUGUGACACUUUAAAGAUGAACGGGGUCUCACGUGACGCCAUCUUUCUUAGACUCUUUCCAUGCUCACUGAAGGAAGAAGCAAGAGGAUGGUUGCGGUCACUGCCUGAAGGAAGCAUCACCAACUGGGAUGACUUCGCAACUAAGUUCUUAGCCAGAUUCUUUUCAGCCUCAAAGAUGGCAAGGCUCAAAGCAGAUAUCAGUGCUUUCGAACAAAAAGAAAGCGAAUCUUUAUAUGAGGCAUGGGAAAGAUUUAAGGGACUACUCCGAAAGUGUCCCCAUCAUGGCAUUAAAGCUUGGGAGAAAGCACGAAUCUUCUUCCAAGGAAUGACGCCAAGUACAAGAACACUGGUGAAUGCUGCAGCAGGAGGAUUGAUGCUUCCCGGCAAGUAUACCGAUCGCACAAAGGAAGCACUGGAAUUGUUAGAGUCUUUAGCAUCUCAGGAGUUCGAUAAUGCUCCAGCACCUCAAAGGAGAGCAGGAAUCAUGAAGCUUGAAGGCUAUGAUGCAAUCUUAGUCCAGAAUGAACAAAUGCUGCAAUUCCAUAAGAAACAACAAGAACAACUUGAUGCUCUCACCAAGCAGUUUGCUAAUUCUCAAGUUUCUUCUACUAAUAGUGCUCAAAUAACGUGUGGUAUUUGUGCAGGUGCUCAUGCUACUGAAGACUGCAAUGCACCCGAAACUAAGGAUGUUAACGGAGUCUGGUACGAUCAAAAGAACCAGAACAAUCAGGGGAGGAACCAAAAUGGAAAUAACUACAAUCCAGGGUGGAUAAAUCCUAACCAACACCCAGGGUUUAGUUACAAAUCAAAUCAUCAGCUGAACCCUUCCCCACCAGUGCAACAACAACCUCCACAAUCAGAGUGGGAGAAAUUAUCAAGGCAGUUCACUGAAAGAGCUCAUGGUACUUUUUCAAGCAACACAGUUGUCAAUCCAAGGGAGCAUUGCAAUGCUAUCACCACUAGGAGUGGGACAGUGAUUCAGCCCAUAGAGGAGCAGCCCGAAGAAAAAAAGAAGGAUGGAGAAGCAUCAGUAGAAGAAGAGAAAGAAGAAAAGGCAAAGGAUACUAUUGAAGUUGACAAAAGCAAUCCUGAAAAACCCGAAAAGAAACUAUUCAAGUGGGAGAAGAAGAAAGCUCUAGAAAGACAAGACAAGCCUUUCGAUCUUUCCCCAUAUGCUCGAAUCCUUUAUCCUCAGAGAUUAAAGAAAGAGAUUCAGAAGCAACAAUGUUCAAAGUUUUUAGACAUAUUCAGGAGAUUGCAGAUCAACAUUCCUUUUGCCGAAGCUUUAGAGAACAUGCCCAACUAUGCAAGGUUCAUGAAAGAUCUAUUAUCAAGGAAACGUAAGUUGCGGGAAUGUGAGACAAUAAAUCUGACGGAGGAAUGUAAUGCUAUCAGCGAAAAGAAGUUACCUACCAAAGUCAAGGAUCCAGGGAGCUUCAGCAUUCCGUGCACUAUAGGAAAAGUGGAAGUGGAUAACAAGCUGGGGAUUACUGAAGUGAAGCCGACAACGACGACAGUGCAAAUGGCUGACCGCUCUUCAAAGCAAGCUUAUGGCAUCAUUGAGGAUAUACUAGUAAAGGUAGUCAAGUUCAUCAUUCCUGUUGAUUUUGUCAUCCUUGACAUUGAAGAAGAUGCCAUUAUUCCUAUGAUUUUUGGAAGACCCUUCUUGGCAACUUCAGGUGCACUAAUUGAUGUACUUAAAGGUGAGCUGAUCUUACGGGUAGACGGAGAGCAAGCAACUUUCAAGUUCUUUGACAAAGAAGUCCCCUCAUUUGUAGCUCAACCGAAAGAUCAAGUCUACUAUAUUGGUGAAAAGAAAGGUGAAGAUGAACACGAUGAGGAGUCUUCUCAAGAAAGUAAGCCAAAAGUUAAGAUGGAGAAACCUGAUAGCAAAGGAAAGCAUGUAAAAGUCAAGUUCAAAGUUCCUGAAACUACUUUACCUCAUCCAUAUGCAGAAGAGCACUAUGGAAGGACACAAUUUACGAAUGAUGGACCUUGGUCAUCACCAAGCUCAUACUUUGAACCACCAUGA